AUGGAUGUUGACCAGAUCAAAGAUGAUCUACUUAUUGCGCACGAUAUCACUGCCGCGCCAACAUCGGCCUCGCAGUCUCAUUCCGUCUCACUACAGCUCCUCAGGUUGCUGCGCGAGCUUCUUCUAUCGGUUAUGGUGUCCCGUCUCCUCCAAGCUCGUGCCGUUGCCAAUGCCAAUACUGUGCUGGUUGAUGACGUGAAAGAGGACGGCUCGGGUGAGCCCAAGGGGCGGCUCUGCAGAAUCAUGGAGGUUCUUCUCGGUUGCGCGCCCGUCCUCCGGCCUUUGGAUUUCUUCGACGCAGGUUGCCAUUCGCUCCUCGCCUCCCGUUUGGCCUUCCGGAUAUAA
This is a messenger RNA of Phanerochaete carnosa HHB-10118-sp, 345 nucleotides long. RefSeq lists its product as uncharacterized. Bases 1 to 345 code for a protein of 114 amino acids. Lineage: Eukaryota; Fungi; Basidiomycota; Agaricomycetes; Polyporales; Phanerochaetaceae. The record is from RefSeq and is a predicted model, not a curated record. The transcript has 2 exons.